UGGAAUUCUCUCCUUUAAACCUUCCCAUGCAUCCGCGAGUCCAACUCCGAUUCUAUCCUGAGUUUUGGAGCUCGUUCACUUCGGAGCCUUUCUAAGGGCAUGUCAACGGUCACACCGCAGCGAUGCCACUUCCAACGCAAUCUUUCCCUUCAGCCGCGCACCCGAUUCUGCUGGUAUCGCCGCCUGACAGCAAAUCCCACUCGGGUACUCAAGGCCUACGCAGACGGCUUUUCCCAGUGUUCCACUUGGCACUCGGGAAUUCUCGUGUCGGCUUCUUGGCGAACGUCUCACCUUGCAGUCGUCAUUGAAGUCCGACAAGUUUCCCUCCUCCAAUUCCCAACUUCCUCCCCCGCGAGAUCCACGAUACGCACUGCGCAGCCAUGAACUGUCCCUCGCGCACUGACGACGUCGAUCUGAACCCCGGGUGGAACCAGAACCCGCCGUUUCUCGCCGCAGACCUCACCACAUGCGAGGACCUCAACGGCAUGAUUAAUGCCAGACAGCUCAAGCGCGACAGCAGAGGAGGUAGCCAUCCGACGGAUGACAGCCUGAGAGAAGAAUACCUGGCCAGAUCAUCCAAGAUGCAGCCCGAUCGCUCCCGCUCCAUCUUGGGCGGAUGGGCCUUGUGGCUCCUCUCCGUCUUUCUCACAGCAUUCAUACUAUCUAAUCUCCAUAUUUUCAGACUUUCCACCCUGAAGACGCUUAUCGACGUCUUCCAAAAGGACUCUAUGGCCCAGCCACGCAGGCCACUGUCCAAAAGGGCCACCUGUGCAACUGGAGGCGUAAACAAAGCCGACUACGAUGUGCCAUUGCACGUUGGCGCUCUAUUCGUCAUCCUUUUCGUCUCAGCUACAGGUUGCGCCUUCCCCAUGCUCGUCCUCAAGUUUCCAAAGCUGCGAAUUCCAGCAUCCUUUCUGUUCACUGCAAGGCAUUUUGGAACAGGCGUCCUCAUUGCGACAGCAUUCGUCCAUUUGCUUCCUACCGCUUUCCUUUCGCUUGGUAAUCCCUGUUUAUCCUCAUUCUGGACCGACGACUAUCCCGCCAUGCCUGGCGCGAUUGCGCUGGCCGCCGUCUUCAUGCUCACUGUCAUAGAGAUGAGCUUUUCGCCUGGAAGGACCUUGUGCUGCAGCGGACAAGGGGAUUUGGAAUCGGUGUCACGGAGGAAACAGGCACAGGAGGAGGACGGCUGUGCAGCACAACCCCAACCUUCAACCCGUCGCAAGCCACCGCGGCCUCAAUUGGCCACCGUAGUAGACGGAAGUUCUCCAUUGCGCGACAAAGGCCCCCUGUUUGGAAGAUCUUCAAGCUUUAGCCGCACUCUUGCGCGUUUGGGCGAAGAAAGCAGGGAAUUGGACCAGGUCGAGCUUUCCCAACUCAGGGAGCAGUCGAAGAAGAUGGAUAGCGACGAUACCAUCGUCAAUCUAGAUGAUGCAGACACGCCUUCCGAGUCGAGUGAUUCCUCCGAGGAGUUGCAUGCGCAUAAGCGAGCUGUCCUGCAGGUCAUGCUGCUGGAGAUGGGUAUUUUGUUUCAUAGCGUUUUCAUUGGCAUGUCUUUGUCUGUUUCGAUCGGGAGCGACUUCAUUGUCCUCCUGAUCGCCAUCAUCUUCCAUCAGACUUUUGAAGGUCUGGCUCUAGGUGCUCGCAUUGCUUCCAUCAAAUGGCCGAACAAUGCCAUGCAACCAUGGAUCAUGGCGUUUGCAUAUGGAUGCACGACUCCGGUUGGACAGGCUAUUGGUCUUGCCACGCAUACGUUGUACAGGCCAGAUUCCGAAGUCGGGCUUCUUGUGGUCGGUAUCAUGAAUGCCAUUUCGGCCGGUCUCCUGAUUUUUGCAUCGCUCGUAGAGCUGCUAUCUGAGGACUUCCUCAGCGAUGAGAGCUGGCGUGUCCUCAGAGGCAAGCGGCGUGUAUGGGCAUGCGUCCUUGUAUUUCUGGGCGCCUUCCUUAUGAGCCUGGUUGGUGCUUGGGCGUAGUCGUCUCCUGUGUGCUGCUCUGGAAUAUGGGCAGGACUCAGGAGUUUGUGAUACCCCCUACUGAGGUUACUGAGGUGUCUGGCAUGCGGGAACGGUGAAAAGCUGCCAUGUCGAUGUUGGUAAGAUGUCUGUUACGAAGAUACUAGAGUUGAUAUGUUUUGUAUCCGUAUGGCUGGCCUUUCGGCCCAUUACUGUUUAUUACUGUCUACGAGGGAAAUAGGAGCCGCUCAGACCUCUGAUCUGUUUCAUGGCUCAUACAGAAGUCCUCCUUCCGAGCUAUACAGGGACGAUUUAUGUCAGGGUAUAGAGCGAAUAGUUAGAGAUACCAUGCAGUGCUGCAAAGCGAAGCGUGGAGAUUGCGGUCUGAAGAACUUCGAGCCAGUGAAACCACGACCAAAGAAAGAUCAAAGGGGCCUAGGAGAAAACGCUCUUCGG
Westerdykella ornata is the source of this 2405-nucleotide messenger RNA. Its product is annotated as Zip-domain-containing protein. The transcript has 5 exons. Gene Ontology annotation, cellular component: plasma membrane. Gene Ontology annotation, molecular function: zinc ion transmembrane transporter activity. Bases 381 to 1970 code for a protein of 529 amino acids. Gene Ontology annotation, biological process: zinc ion transmembrane transport. The record is from RefSeq and is a predicted model, not a curated record. NCBI's taxonomy places the organism in Eukaryota, Fungi, Ascomycota, Dothideomycetes, Pleosporales, Sporormiaceae.